AUGUCAGUCAAAGAAGUCAACACCAGCUUUUUUCAGCUUCUAAAGCACAAUGGACCGCUUUAUCUGACUUUAAUUGGAAACACCGCACACCUCCAUAUCGCUGAAAAACAACCUAGCCUUGAUGAUGCGACAGAAGAGAACAAAGAGCUGGAACUUCAUUUACUCAAGGCUCAUUUCAAGAAAAUGAAAGAAGAUUAUAAACUGAAACAAGCGAAAUUAAUCAAGAAGAUGAAUCAAAAUCAAGCUCUUUCCGCGGAGGAAGAAGAAUGGCUUGAUGGCCAAGGAAAUCUUAUUGACGAACAGUUGUUGAUUGAGAAAAUCAAAGCUCUUUCCAACAAAUCAACCCUAGCUCUCACGAAUGACGAUGCAAGAAGCUUGAAGCAUAUUUUUGAAUUUGUCUCAGAAUCAGGCGGAAAGACUAGCCAAACAAACAACACAAACGAUAAGAAGAAAAUAACAUCCAAUGGUCCUGUUGCGAAUGUAAAGAAGACUUCUGAUCCACUGGCAAAGGAUACAAAGCAGACGCUUUCCAAUACUCUGACCGUGAAUGAAAAGAAAAAAAAACCUACCAAUGAUCCUAAAGCAAACAACUCAAAAUCAAACUACCACAUGCCCCUUCUUGACCACCAUCUCUCCCCGCCUCGCCAUUCGCCCUCCGAGAUCGACCAUCAUCAGCUCGACCCCCUCGCCCGCCACAAAUUCCGCCGGACAAUGAGCAACAGCCGGCUCAAACGCGAGCGCUUCUCCGCCCACGACAAGGGCCCGGCGACCGUCCCAGACAAUGAUGUCUUUGAUGAUGAUGACGACAAUGAGGAGGAGGAGGAGCACGGGUAUCUGCGCCCGAGCAAUGCUCGCGCCAUGGAGACCACCAGGUACCAGACGGAUGGCGGCAGUGGUGGCGACAAGGCGGGGGCGGAGUUCUCAACAGCAGCCCAAGACGCGCCGGCCGAGCUUGUCGACACCCUCCAAUUCACCUCGAUUGUCUUGUCGAUCCCGGGGAGCAGUCUGACGAGCCCGCCGGUGCACGAUGGGUCGUCGAAAUCGUGCUUUGGCCCGCAGAUCUCACUGGUGGCUGCAGCCACUGCGGCGGCGACGGCCUUAUUUCUUUUGUUUUCCUCUGGACUUUCUUGA
This is a messenger RNA of Puccinia triticina, 1131 nucleotides long. RefSeq lists its product as uncharacterized. The record is from RefSeq and is a predicted model, not a curated record. The transcript is spliced from 2 exons. Lineage: Eukaryota; Fungi; Basidiomycota; Pucciniomycetes; Pucciniales; Pucciniaceae. Bases 1 to 1131 code for a protein of 376 amino acids.